GCGGAUGGCAAUGUCCGCGUCACCAGCGCUUGUCUGUCGCGUCUGCAGUGAUCGUAGCUCCGGCAAGCACUACGGUACGGUUUGCUGCGACGGAUGCUCCUGCUUUUUCAAGCGAAGCAUCCGCAAACGUGCCGUAUACUCGUGCAUCUCCGGCCAGGGUGGAUGCUCGGUGGACAAGGCACGGCGCAACUGGUGUCCGUUCUGUCGGCUGCAGAAAUGCUUUCUGGUGGGCAUGAAUGCGGCGGCCGUGCAGCAGGAACGGGGCCCGAGAAAGGGACGGAAAAUGGUGCCGCCCCAAAAAGUGCAGCCUAGGAGGGUGGCCCUGAGCGGUGGAAGCCGAGGGAGGAAAGUGUCGCCGGGGGGAGGAAAUGGAGACGGGCUGUCGGUGCAGAUUCUAUCCCAGGUGCUGAUGGCGUGCAUCCGGCAAGUGCGUCAUAACGAGCACUUUGCCAUCUUUGGCCGGGCGCAGCAGAACGAGAUCCUGCGGCACGUGUGGUACGAAUGCUUUCUGCUUCGGGUAGCCAACUGGUCCAUCGAUAUCUCGUCACUGGUCGAACGCUGCUGUGAUGGCCAUCUCCGGUCGGUGAUGGAGGACAUCAAGGCUUUGCGGGUGGAUCUUAUCGAACUAUCGCUGCUCGAGACGCUGAUACUGUGUCGGAAAGAGUUUGCUUUGAGUGCCCGAGAAGCCACCCAGCUGGAACAGUUUGCCGAGCGGGCUCUUGUUGCCCUUGGUCACUAUUGCUGGCAGCAGCAGCAGCAGCAGCAACAACAACCGCUCGGCCAUUCCAACGAGCUUGCACCGGCGAAACAGCUUCCCAUUGCGCUCGGUAUACCGUUCCGGGACGUCCGGUCUACGUCUGUCUAUGGGACAACCUGUACAGAGCCUACCGCAGCGCUUCCGGCGACGGCCCGGCUGGGGAAGCUGUUGCUCGGCCUGCGGACAGUUGCGCUUCGGUUUAACGAAUUUGCCGUCCGUGCGAUGCUGCGGGAGGUAAUUAGUGACGAUGGGCUGGCCCUGGAAACUAUUCUCACGAAGCUGUAAAGGCAAACGGGGCCCUCCGGAAGGCAACCCUUCCAAGUGGCAACGCAUUACGCAUCGCAGCACUUGGAGCGGUGAGCGGGAAGAAUCUAAUUAUGUGCACGAAAUACACAGUGCACUGUGCACAGUGUGCUGCGUUACGGUAAGUGUGUCUGUGAAAGUUUUGGGUAGGGAUGGUACGGCACGACGUCCUCCGACACACUCACCUGCCACCGUGGACUGUCGCCUCAAAUAAGGUCAACGGAAUGCUGCCGGCCACGUAGAAAAAGGGUGUGCAAGUAACAGUUUUGUAAUGCAAUCAUAUUAGAUGCUGACCCCGAGCACCUCCGAGGGUAAAGGGUGUCUCGUGCAGAAAGGUUAUUUUUUUGUAAUCAUACUGUAAACUGGCCAUGGCGAUGACACUGAAAGGAAGUCCGAAAAGCUUUCACGAAGAUGAGUGUAAAGUUUGUGUGUUUUUGGGUUGAGAAAAAAAGUGCACAAAA
Messenger RNA from Anopheles merus, 1521 nucleotides. It is a transcript of the gene Hr83, whose product is annotated as retinoic acid receptor RXR-beta. The transcript has 5 exons. Lineage: Eukaryota; Metazoa; Arthropoda; Insecta; Diptera; Culicidae. The coding region runs from base 5 to 1042 and encodes 345 amino acids. The record is from RefSeq and is a predicted model, not a curated record. Gene Ontology annotation, biological process: regulation of transcription by RNA polymerase II; anatomical structure development; cell differentiation. Gene Ontology annotation, molecular function: nuclear receptor activity; zinc ion binding; RNA polymerase II cis-regulatory region sequence-specific DNA binding.